UCAUAGGUUUGCCUACCAGAAUGGAGCUGCAUCAGCUGAUGAGAAAUCCCCUUUAUGUCUAUCGGUGAGUAAAAGAGGCACCAAUGCUGUGUGUCGGAGAGGAAGGAGAUCACGAAACCCUUCUAUAAUAGCAGCCGGGCGAUCCAGAAGAGAAUGAGAAAAAGUAUUUCAGGUUGAUGUCCAUCAUCAAUGGACUUGGAACAGAAAGGAAAAGAAAAGAAAAAUCUGUUGUCUCCCCAAACUGAGCAUAGCUUCACAUCGUUUUCAUUGGAACCAUGGAGAAUAGUAGCAGCAAGUUGGAGAACCCCACCAACGUGUCCCUAGAUGCUGCGUUGGGUCUGCUACAAUACAAGGUCAUCUCUGUCUUCCUCGUGUUGGGUAUUUGUGUGGUCGGCAUCGUCGGCAACGUCAUGGUGGUGCUGGUGGUGCUCACGGCCCGGCACAUGCGGACGCCGACCAACUGCUACCUGGUCAGUUUGGCCGUGGCUGAUCUGAUGGUGCUGGUGGCCGCCGGGCUGCCCAACGUGACUGACAGCUUGGCUGGGACCUGGGUCUACGGCUUUGCCGGGUGCCUUGGUAUCACCUACUUCCAGUACCUGGGCAUCAACGCCUCGUCUUGCUCCAUUACGGCCUUCACCGUGGAAAGGUAUAUUGCCCUCUGCCACCCAAUCAGGGCCCAGACGAUGUGCACUGUCUCGCGCGCCAAGCGCAUCAUUGCCUUGGUCUGGGUGGUUACUUCGCUCUACUGCCUCAUCUGGUUCUUCCUGGUGGACAUCGCAGUCAACGCCAGCCAGCAGCUGGAGUGUGGCUACAAGGUCUCUCGCAACCUCUACCUGCCCAUCUACCUGCUGGACUUUGCCCUCUUCUUUGUCACCCCGCUGUCCCUUGUCACCGUCCUCUAUGCUCUCAUUGGGAAAGUCCUCUUCCACAGUCCCGUUUUGCCACAGGAUACAACCAUAAGAGACGGCAAAGAUGCCACCCAGAACCGGACUACUGGGCCAAGAAGCAGGGUCCACGUCUCCUCCAGGAAACAGGUGACCAAGAUGCUGGCGGUGGUGGUGGUGCUCUUUGCCCUGCUCUGGAUGCCCUACCGGACCCUGGUGCUGGUCAACUCCUUUGUGGUGCAACCCUACCUGGACCGCUGGUUCCUCCUCUUCUGCAGGGUCUGCAUCUACACCAACAGCGCCAUCAACCCCAUUAUCUACAACGCCAUGUCCCAGAAGUUCCGCCUGGCCUUCAAGGGCCUCUGCAAGUGUGGGAAGGAGGCGCACCAAAGGCAGAGGCGGACAGCCAGCUCCUGUGUGGCCCCCACUGGCUCUAGCAUACGGAAAGAGGCCAGUGUCCAGCGGCCGGAGAAUGCCAAGGCCGGAGAACCAGAGGAGAAGGACUCUACCACUUGGAGGCAGCAGUCAAUAUCCAGAGAAAAAGAGAAGGGAUCCAACUUCAGUGUCCUCUAAAGAAAGCCUGGGCCAAUUUCAGCCCUUCAGUGUUUUGGACUUCUCCACCUUCAACCUCACCUUCUCAGCCAAUUCGCCUUCUUGGCUUUGGCCUUUUCCUCAUUGAUCUUGAUCUUGAACUCUUCAGCAAUUCCCAGUCUUCACCAUUUGCUUCUUCUUCAUCUUCACUUUCAUCUUCUCCUUCCUUCCUCUUCAAUGAAUUCCUCUCCUUCUCCUCUUCAACAAUUCCCAUCAUUCACCUUCUCCUUCUACAUUUUCCCCCUUCAACAAUUCCCAUCAUUCACCU
Anolis sagrei ordinatus is the source of this 1743-nucleotide messenger RNA. RefSeq names its product thyrotropin-releasing hormone receptor-like. Gene Ontology annotation, biological process: phospholipase C-activating G protein-coupled receptor signaling pathway. Gene Ontology annotation, molecular function: thyrotropin-releasing hormone receptor activity. Gene Ontology annotation, cellular component: membrane. The record is from RefSeq and is a predicted model, not a curated record. Lineage: Eukaryota; Metazoa; Chordata; Lepidosauria; Squamata; Anolidae.